Molecule: messenger RNA, 4708 nt
Organism: Oreochromis aureus
Lineage: Eukaryota; Metazoa; Chordata; Actinopteri; Cichliformes; Cichlidae
Gene: wnt2
Product: wingless-type MMTV integration site family member 2
Exons: 5
Coding region: 396-1448 (350 amino acids)
Biological process (GO): cell fate commitment; canonical Wnt signaling pathway; neuron differentiation
Cellular component (GO): extracellular region
Molecular function (GO): cytokine activity; frizzled binding
Source: RefSeq, a predicted model, not a curated record
CGGGCCAAACCCGUCUGAUGUCAAACCAGCCUGAACAGAUACUCUCAGACAUCUCGUUUCUUCGCCUCAUUCCUGAGACGGGACUCUGCCCACUCCUUGUGUAAAGCAAUCUGAACCUGAUAGCACAGCAUCCGCGUAUCUCCCCUGAGAAUCUGCGCUGGACUAUUAAGACAGUCGCUCUUAACCUUUUCUUCAGAAGCGCUUUGCCGCUGUGCAGAAUCCCAGCCAGCCAUGACUUUUACGAGCAAACCGUCUGUCCUCCGACUGUCUUGUAAUACAUUUUUAAAGCGAGUUUAACUCGGCGAUUCAACUUUCAGCUGCUGUUUUAUUAAUUUUUUCCUGUCAUCUUUGGAAAUGCUCCGUCCAGACCCAUAAAGAAACAGAGUUUGGUUAAUAUGCACUUAUUGCCAAGCGGAAUAUGUUUUUAUUUAUCUGUAGCAAUCUGCUGGCUCACAGCUGAGAUCGAUGCGUCCUGGUGGUACAUGGGCACCCUGGGCUCCCAGGUGAUGUGCGACAACAUCCCUGGACUGGUGAAUAAGCAGCGCCAGCUGUGCCGCCAGUACCCCAAAAUGAUGCAGGCCAUCGGGGCCGGGAUGAAGGACUGGAUCUCAGAGUGCCAGUACCAGUUCCGCAACCACCGCUGGAACUGCAACACCACAGCCAGGGACCACAAUCUGUUUGGACGUCUGCUGCUACGCAGUAGCCGUGAGGUGGCCUUUGUCUACGCUAUCUCCUCAGCUGGAGUGGUUUACACACUGGCUCAAGCCUGCAGCCAAGGCGAGCUGGAUUCCUGCUCCUGUGAUCCCACCAAGAAGGGCUCAUCACAGGAUGCCAAGGGCUCCUUCAACUGGGGAGGCUGUAGUGACCAUGUGGAGCAUGCCAUACGCUUCAGCCAAGCCUUCGUGGACGCCAAGGAGAGGAAGGAGAGGGAUGCCCGUGCACUCAUGAACCUGCACAACAACAGAGCUGGCAGGAAGGCUGUGAAGCGCUUCAUGACACUGGAGUGUAAAUGUCAUGGUGUCAGUGGGUCAUGUAGCGUCAGGACCUGCUGGUUGGCCAUGGCUGACUUCCGCCGCACAGGUGACCAUCUACGGAAAAGGUACAACGGUGCUGUGCAGGUUGCAGUGAAUCAGUACGGCACUGGCUUUACGGCCGCUCACACACACUUCAAACGUCCCAGCAAGAAUGACCUUGUCUACUUGGAGGACUCACCAGACUACUGCAUACGGGACCACGAGUCAGGGUCGAUGGGGACAGGAGGGCGGGUCUGCAACCGGACAUCCCGAGGUGUAGAUGGCUGUGAAGUGAUGUGCUGUGGCCGUGGCUAUGAUACGUCACGCGUCAGCCGCACAACCAAGUGUGAGUGCAAGUUCCAGUGGUGCUGUGCAGUCCACUGCCGUGACUGCCACCAGCAGGUCGACGUGCACACCUGUAAGGGCCAGACGUGACCUCGCCACUACUAAACAUGACUGACGCCUCAUAUCGGGCAUCCAGAGUCCCCCGUUCCUUCUCAGCUACUUAUCUGACGUCUUGUUGCGACAAUCCAACUGAUAAUCUCGAGUCUGUCUUUAGUUCCCAGCCCUCUGAAGGUCUGUUAGGUUUUUAGACACUUUUUCUUUUCCUCCUCACCAAACACUUUCUUUUUCUUCUUUUGGAUGCUACGUGGAAAGAACUUCCAGACUCGGAGACACUUAAAGCCUGACUGCUGAAUGUCUGUAGCUGUUACUUUCAGAAUGUACCAGUCAAAUCAUGCUUCAGAUUCCUGAUGAACAAACAUGAAAAAAUACUGUUGAGACUAACAGGCUAGUAUUUGAUCUGCCGGCUCCAGUUGUGAUUUUUUGGAGAUGAACUGUUGAUUAAACAGGCCCCAAGGACUGACCAAGUAUACACUGAAAUAUAACUUAAAUUAUGUGUAUUGGCUUUUAUAGUUUUGUUGAAUCAACAUGCAUGGAGGUGUUUGGCCUGCUCCUGUGAAGCCUUUAACACAUAGCAGCUCUCCACACAGUUUAUCAGCUUGUUGUUUAGAUUUGUUCUCGUGGCACCUUACACUUGUCAGCAAACCAUUUACAACAUAAAGUACGAUCAGUGUUCUUUUUCCCUGCAUGCUUUCAGUGUAAACUGUUGUCACGCCAGUCUCAUUCAACACGGUGUUGUUGACAACGUUCCCCAGUUGACACCAAUGUCCUUACUACAUUUCACUGUCAUAUUAGCAUCUUCUCCUUGUCUUUUAAAAAGGCUAGAAUUAAACCAUAAUGUUGAUAACAGACAUAUCUUACUGUAUUUAUGAGGAAAGAGUUUUACAUUUAUGACCUUAUAUUUUUAAGUAUCUACAGGGAUCCUGUAUGAAUGCUCAUUUUCUUGUGGUUGCUCCCUUUAGAAGUCAUAAGAGAAGAUCUGCAUCAUCUCACCCUAGCUCUAUUAUCCUCUUCUGUUACACCAACCUUUUCCAUAUCCUCCUUCACUACAUCCAUUAAUCUUCUCUGUGCUCCAUAGUCAGCAUUCUUCAUUCAGUAUAUCCACCAUCUCUCCUCUGCCCAUGUCCAAACCAUCUCAACCCUGCCUCUCUAACUUUGUCUCCAGAAUGCUCAACCCUUAUAUAAUCAUUUUAAUUCUGUUCAUCCUGGUCACUCACAAUGAAAAUAUUUCAACUCUGCCUCAUUCAGUUUCACCUCCUUCUUUGUUAGUCCCACCAUCUCCAAACCUUCUUGUAAGCCUUCUCUUUCACUCUUGCUGCUAUCCCCGUGUUACAAAACUCCCGACACUUAUCGCCACCCUGCCUGUACUCUUUUCUUUUGCACUGUCUAUUGCUUUGCAUGGUAUUUAAAGCAGCUUCACUGCUAUACCAGUUCCCCUCUUUUUCACACACUUGGAUUCUGUCUUAGUUCUACUGACUUUCAUCCCUCUUCUCUCCAGAGCAUACCUCCACCUGUUCCCUACUUUCACUACAGAUCAGUGUCAUCUGUCAAUCUCUCCAUCACCACUGAAAACACUCUUACAGUCCUCAUACGUCCUUCACCAGCUUCACAUAAUCCCCUGAUACUCCAGACUUCCUCGUGCAGUACCGCAGUGCCUCUCUUGGCCCCUUAUAUCCUUCUCUAGGUCCACAAAGACGCAGUGCUACUCCCUUUGACCUUCUCUAUACUUCUGUCAACACUCUCAAAGCAAACAUAUUUGUAGUGCUCUCUCUCAGCAGAAGCGAUAAUGCUGCUCACUCAUCAUUACCUCUCUUCUUAACUUAGCUUUAACAACUCUUUCCCAUCGCUUUGAGAUAUAAUUCAUCAGCUUUAUCCCUCUGUGUUACGGCUCUGCACAUCAGCCUUGUUCUGGAAAAUCACUAUAAGUAAUUGAUCAUUAAGAUAGUCUAAGAGGUACUGUAGUCACCAUCUUGUUAAAAUAAAUGCUUGAAAAACCUAUUAAAAUAUCUAGAACUUUCAGUAAAAAAAUAACAUCAGAAAUGCUUUUUCUUGUAGUUAAAAUGAGCAUUCUGUCGUCGUUUCUUAGAACUGUGUUGAUAACUAGGACCUCUGUUUACAUUUCACUGUUACUGUGCCUGCUACCACUAUUGGAUUAAGGAGGAGCAAUGUUCGAGUAUUCGAGUAGGACUCGGUGGAAUCAAACAGCUCGUAAAUGACUGUGUCCACUUUUAAACAUCCUCAGUGACAAACAGGAGGGACGGUGGCCUGAGCAGUCAUUACACACAGAGGAAUACAAGUAAAGCAAACCAGCAGCCGUUCUCACCAGUUGCUUCAUUAGAUGUAAUACAUGUCCUGUCUGCAAAUUGCACAUCAGCUGUGUAAGAUUAAAAUAUAACCCUUACAACUGAACUCUAUAGAAUAAAUGACUUAAACUCACACUGUGUCUAGAUUUAAAGAGCCUCAUGAACAAAAACACAUGAAUAGUCUCUGAUUUCUCUGACUAGUGUUCUGUUAACUGGACAAACUUCUCAAGCAGCUUGUUUAGCUGGAUUAAUGCAGCCUGGUGAUGAGGUCUGUGUCAGAGUUCAUCAUUAAGAUGCAUUGCUUUGGCACCUUGUUGAAGCCGGUACACAUCCAGACAUGCUCGAACAUUGCUCAGGUCAUUUCUGUGGGAAGAAAAUCACGGUGGAGACAAUCUGCAUAACUAAUUACAUCACCAACUUUAUGGGACCAGCAAGUCCUUGAAUGGUGGAAAUAUGCAGAACCAGUUCAGGACUGGGCACUGGGUUAGUGGGAAAGGACCUGAGUUGUUGACUUGUAUUCAGAGCUACAUCUUGGAUUUCCAAGUCAGACAGCACAUGCAAGCUUGGUUAGCAAGCAGUUACUAUUAAACAUAUCAGUCACCAUACCUGAAACACAAACUUUUUGCAGCCACAACCACUGUCUGAUACUUCCAUCAAAAUGCUUCAACAGUCACCAACAGUGAGUGGACAUGAGGCCCGCCUGACAAAUGGAAGCAGGCUUGCACAACACCUUAAGCUUUGCAGUCCAAGUGUAUCCUACAACUUUUAUAAACUAUAGAGAAAUAAAAGUGUUUGCACUUGUUGUUUGUUGUUCCAGGCUGUGAAUGUGUCUUCUAAUGCUGUUUACCAUCAAAGUCGAUGACGACGGACUUGCAGUAGGCGACAGCCUGAAAUGGAGCUUGCUGCUUGUAUGACCUCAGUACUCAGCAGUUGCAGGAACAACUUUUCCUCUGUGGAGUGAGCUGUUAGUUUGAGGAUGAAAGCUCCAAA